GCACCAACCUUUAAGUUUUUCGGUAACGGGUGUUCGGAAAGCAAGUACCGGGGCUCCUCAUUGACUACCGCACGCUUUUCUCUCAGAAUACAAAAUGCCCCGAGCCCGUUACGUUCCUUGCUCAGUAGUUGAGUGACACCCAAAGGUCACCAGCGACCGAUAAGUGAUAACACAAACACCAGUGCUCUCUUACUUCUUCUAGUCGUGAUUAUGGUGUUUUCAUUCAAACUUUACUACUCUGCGUGACUAAUGUAAAUAGUGUGUGAUGUCCUUGUUUUGAUUCGAUUGAGUGUUUGUGCGCACCGGCUUCUCAAUGACAUUCUUUUUCAAACGAGAUGAUGUUGUCUACAUCGACCGAAACUCGAAGAUGAAACGGCGAAGGCGACAAAUCGGCCAGAUAUGUCUCCUAGUCCUGGGCCUACUCCUCAUUGGAGCCGGCGUUUUCAUCUUCGUGUUCUUCGAGGCUAUCUACGAAUUCAUUCUUGCUGAAGCCCUCAAAUUCACACCCGACUCACGACCGUAUAAAGCGUGGCGCAACAACGACCCUCCACUCAGCAUGGACAUCUUCCUGUUCAAUUGGACAAAUCCCGAACAAAUCUAUAACAUUUCGGACAAGCCGGAAUUUCAAGAAGUGGGACCUUAUAGGUUCAAGGAGAUUAAGGAGAAGAUUAAUAUAUCCUGGCAUGAGGAUAAUUAUACAGUUAGUUACCAACAUCGGAAGUUAUAUUAUUUCGAUCACGAAAAUAGUCUUAGGAAGUUAACUGAUGUGAUAUCAACAAUAAACCCAGUGCCAUUAACAAUUGGUUUUAAGACCAGAUGGUCGAGCUGGUUUACCAAAAGGGUCGUAUCGGCAGCGUUAUCGAGUGUUUCUAGUCUACAUGUAACGAAGAACGUGUCCCAGAUAUUAUUCGAAGGUUACGAUGAACCAAUAUUGGGUACAUUAUCGAAGUUUCCCUGGUUGGACGUCCAGGACAAAUUUGGGAUCUUUUAUGGUAAAAACAAUACGUUCGGCAAAGACGGAGUUUUCUCAAUGCACUAUAAAAACGACGAAAACUUCGGCAGACUUGUAACAUGGAACAACAAAAACCAAACAAAUUUCUACGAGGGCCAUUGCAAUGACAUCAAAGGGUCAGCGGGAGAGUUUUAUCCAUUUCACAGACAAAGACAGAAAGUUAUAUUGUAUUCAGCAGAGCUCUGUAAAUAUGCCGAAUUAGAAUAUGUAGAAGAUGUCGUUAUUAAAGGAGUUUUGGGUUAUAAAUAUACUGCAGAUAACAUUUUUGAUAACGGUACUCAUCGACCAGAAAAUGCCUGCUUCUGCACGGGAGAGUGUAUUCCGUCGGGAGUUUUUAACGUCUCUACGUGUAGGGAUAACUCCCCGAGUUUUUUAUCCUUUCCACAUUUUUAUCGGGCUGAUCCUUAUUACACGGACAUGAUGAGAGGGAUGAGGCCCGAUAAGGGGAAACAUGAAUUUUACAUAGUUAUCGAACCGAUAUCGGGAGUCAUAAUGAAUGUCCAGAUAGUAAUGCAAGUGAAUAUGUUGCUACAACCAAUUCCAAGUAUACGAAUAUAUGAAAAAGUACCAAAACUCUACAUACCUUUAUUCUACUUCACUCAAAACAUACCACUAGCAGACGAUGUAGCUAGCAGCCUAAGACUGAUCCAGAAUCUUCCAGAAUAUAGCAACUAUAUUUUUUAUAUCCUACUAGGACUUGGUAGUAUGUCCAUUCUGUGGGCGUUAUGUUCUUGUAUAUGGUGCUAUACAAGCAAACAGACGUUUCACGUCAAUGGGAAAUCAAAAAAGACUCACGAUGAGAUACCUCUUCGAGACAAGAAAUGACACUUUUUAUUUUGUUACUGUAUUUUUAAGUUUGUUAUAGAAAUAAAUUUUUUACCAAA
This is a messenger RNA of Diabrotica virgifera virgifera (western corn rootworm), 1896 nucleotides long. Its product is annotated as protein peste. Gene Ontology annotation, molecular function: scavenger receptor activity. The transcript is spliced from 7 exons. Bases 314 to 1837 code for a protein of 507 amino acids. Gene Ontology annotation, cellular component: cytoplasm; membrane. NCBI's taxonomy places the organism in Eukaryota, Metazoa, Arthropoda, Insecta, Coleoptera, Chrysomelidae. The record is from RefSeq and is a predicted model, not a curated record.